AUGAGUUUAUUACAAAACAAUCGAUUUCGUCUUUUAAUUCUUGGUAUUAUAAUUAUAUUUCUAAUCAAAUUUAAUUUUACUGAUAAUAAAAUACAAAAUAAAAAUAACGUCCAACAAAAAGAAAACUUAUGUAAUCGAUCAAUGAUUGAAAGUGAUCAAUUGAUAUGUGAAUCAGAUGAAAAAUGGCAACAAAGACGUGACUUUUAUUCACAACAACAUGAUAAAAAUAUUUUGACAAUGAAUGAAUAUGAAAAUUAUUUUUAUAAAAAUUGGUUUCCAGAAUUUCAAUGUCAAAAUGAAAUACGACUUGGCCAAGGUGAUGGAGGCAAAUGGGUAAAAUUUUAUACAAAAUUUUGUGUUGAUAAUCUCUGA
Rotaria sp. Silwood2 is the source of this 372-nucleotide messenger RNA. Lineage: Eukaryota; Metazoa; Rotifera; Eurotatoria; Philodinida; Philodinidae. The record is from the annotation of a GenBank genome assembly.